This is a messenger RNA of Chaetomium strumarium, 919 nucleotides long. Its product is annotated as carbohydrate-binding module family 52 protein. The transcript has 3 exons. Gene Ontology annotation, molecular function: carbohydrate binding. The record is from RefSeq and is a predicted model, not a curated record. Lineage: Eukaryota; Fungi; Ascomycota; Sordariomycetes; Sordariales; Chaetomiaceae. Bases 92 to 832 code for a protein of 246 amino acids.
AUACCUGUUCGCCUCGAGCAUUUCCCCUUCCUAUUGCAGAUCCCCCCCGACCGGAACAGUGUGACCAAACAACAAGUACAACACAUUCAAUAUGACUCGGUUCACUAUGGCUGCUGCCCUCCUUGGGUACGCUAGUACGGCCCUCGCUGACCUCCAGACCUGCGGUCAAGCACAGUACGACCCGGCUCAGUAUGUCUGCUGGGACAACCAGUUCCUCUGCCCCAUCAGCGCGGGCGAGCCGCUGUCCAACUGCGCCGGGGCAUGCUACAGCAAGUUCAUGUACACAUGCGCCAGCAACGUCCUGACGCUCCUGCCGCCCGUCGACGCACCCUUCACUCUCAGCGUUGACAACCCGAGCCUUCCCAUCCACGGCAAAGCCGUCACCGCGGCCGGGCAGCACUGGCUCCUCGACGGCGAGACAAGCAGUUACUGCCCGGAGCAGGUCGGCUCGGCCUGCCCGCCGGGCAACACCACCGUCAUCGUGGCGAGCGAGGGCCGCGCAGCCAUGAGCGUCAUGGUCCCCGGCGGCCAGCAAGCGUACCUGGACCCGUACUGGAACAUGGCUUACACCCAAGCGCACUCGGCCUACAUCCCGUCCGGCAGCAUCACGACCGGCCUUGUCGCCUACCAGGGCGGCGGCUUCAUCAACCUCAACGGCAACGGCUGGGGGUGGGUGGCCUGCCCGCCGAGAGCCUCGGGUCCCGCCGGCACGGCCUGGAACUUGGUGGCCAAGAAUAUGACGAAUGCCUACAUGCUCAACGAGUGCUCGGCGGUCAACCUCAAGGUCAACGUUCUGCCCGGCGGCACGGUUGGCGCUUGGCAGUACACCUAGUGUCCGUUCUCCGUUUUGGUUAAAGCGGGAGUAUAGGUAGGCAGGGCAUGGUUUUGAAACAUACUCUAGAGUAGAAGCAGUAAUUUG